AUGGCCACAACAACAAGGGCAAUCACACCCACACAUACAGGUCCCUUUGCGGUGCCAAAUGGGCCCACAACACCCGGUGCAGGAGCGCGCAACUCGCACGGCGCGCCGACAUUUGGCACCCAUUUGACCAAUUCGCCGCGUGGGCUCUCGCCACGACAUUCGCCCCAACCAGUCCCAGGUGCCAUGUCCUUGUCAGACGAGCGACAGUAUCGCCAGAGCACACCGAGGCAAAUGAGUCCGCACCCAGUCACUACGACCUCUCCAAGACGUGCAGCCGCCCAAAUUCCACACAAUUGCCUGCACCCACAAGCGCGCGCAUCCGAGAGCAUGCCCAAGCCUGCCAUUGUGAUCCCAGCGCAAACUGGAGUCACUGGCGAGAACAUGCAAACAAGUCCGGUCAGCCUCUCCAGCUUUGGCGAUGACGCGCCUGGUGCCCCAGCGGCAGCGGGUGAUCUUGAGGCGAGUGUGGGACCAAAGAAUGGUUUGAGCCAGGAGACUGUGUCCCAGCAGCCACAACACCAGCAGAACCAUCAUCAACUCAUAGCCCCAAAUCCGGGCGACAACCCCGGAAACCGCGCAUUCACGUUUCCGGGUGAGCGGCCGCACACUUGCUUCAAGUGUGGCCGCAGAUUCGCUCGUGGGGACGCGCUUGCGCGACACAACAAGGGUCAAGGUGGCUGUGCAGGCCGCCGGUCUAGCUUCGGCAUGGACGACGAGCUAGCCGAAGGCAAGGACGGAGACAUGGACGGUGUAGUCUACACCGGCGAACAUGACGGCGACGGAGACGAGGACGAUGAUGGCGGUCGUCGCGUCAGUGAGCCAGCGCGUAAGAGACAGAAUACUGGAAGCUCUGCGCAAGGCCAAUCCAACGUCUUUGCACAAGGUGGCAUGACAGAGAGUCCAAAGCCAUUAUCACCCCGUCAGCAAGAACAGCACCGUCUUGGGACACGAGAUAAUAGUCUGCCUGGAUCGCGCUCGCCCAACAUGUCACACCACAUUCUUCAUCAGGGUCUUGCACGCGGUGCUGGUCGGGGCACGCCACCAAUGGCCUUGGCACCGCCAAAUGCAAACAACGGACCCCAUUUGCCAUCUUUGCCUGGACUCAAUCCCCUAGCCUCUAAGCAGGGCUCACAGAGCGGGAAGAGUAACGGGCCAAGUCUGCUCCAGCACCAAGCCAUGGCUGCGCCACCAAGUACUGCAUCACAGCCAGGGAGCAUUUCAAGCCAUGGAGGGAGCGGCAGCAGCAUGCGAGAAGUAAUAGGAGGCCAAGUCGACGUCUGGCAAUACGUGCGUGAAAUGGAAGCGCGUAUGGCACGAACCGAAAAAGAGCACACGGACAUGAUUGCAACCUUGCAAAACGAGGUUACAACACUGCGCGCGCAGCUGGCUCAACAGCAUGUCAACAGUUCGCAGGCACAGCAACAAGGUCCGUAA
Molecule: messenger RNA, 1434 nt
Organism: Parastagonospora nodorum SN15
Lineage: Eukaryota; Fungi; Ascomycota; Dothideomycetes; Pleosporales; Phaeosphaeriaceae
Exons: 3
Coding region: 1-1434 (477 amino acids)
Source: RefSeq, a predicted model, not a curated record